ACAAAAAUAGCAGACGACAGUGCGCUGCGACUGCGACAGCUGCCGUCCCGCCUCCUCGCGGUGCCUGUAUGUGAACGUGGAGGAGGCCUGGCGAUCCGUUCAUAGUUUUAUCGAAGUUUUCUCGAAGCGCGAAACUUUUACGAACGACGGACCCACCGCGAAAAUGGCCGAGGUAACGGACUUCGGACCGAGAAAAACAUUUUUUAUACUCGCGAUCGUAUUCGGCUGCUUCACGGUGCUGUGGCCGAAAAUUCUGCAUCCUAUGUUCAUAGGACUUGUCACUCCACGUCACUCCGACGGAUCGGUGUGCUGCGAAGUGAUAUUUGAAAGCGAUGUCACUGCAGUGGACAUCAUGCAAGAAAUGUGUCAAAACAUACUGAGGCAUCAUCCGGUUGAUUCACGCGUAAGAGACGCGUUAAAGCUUAGCAAGCUGACCCCUCAAACCGCGAGCUUGUGUAGAGAGGAGGUCCUAGCCAGAUGUAGCAUAGACUUGUCAUCUUUCCUCGCCGAACGGGAAAGCUUGGGGAAAACCUACAGACAAGUGUUAGAGGAAAUUCGUUCGUUCAAUAGCUCCCUUUGCCUUAAAGUGAAUUUUGGCGUGCCACUGUCGCAAUUAGGGAUGCCUCAUCUUAUCAGAUAUCAUAUCUUGAUGCCACACAAUACUAUACCACAAGAGCGUCGUACUCCUCCUCAUGCAGGCGGAAUGCAUCCUGCGUUGAGAGAAAGGGGAAGGGCUAUACCAUCUUCUCACAUCGUACCAAAGAUAAUAGACAGGCCAGACCUUGUUAAACCAAAAAUGAGACCACCUCUUGGCGGUGCUGGUCGUGUUGUUCCAGCACCCAAGGGAAACGGUACAAUGGGGAUUGUGAUGCCGCUAUAUACAAUAGGGAUAGUUUUGUUUUUCGUAUACACCAUUAUUAAGGUUUUGAAAAAGAAUUCCGAUAGCGAAAUUAUUUCGGAAUAUCCGGGAGCAGCUGCAGAAAAGGAAUUUCGGAAAAUGGUAUUCAGUCCAGAAGUUCUCGCGUCUGCAAUGACUGGAGGCGCUCUACAUUAUCCGAGGGAGAAGUCACCACACAAAACUGCUCCAACUAUCGAGGAGUUAAAUGAUCAAGCGGCAGGAGACAUAGAGAUAGAUCAACUGAGACAACGAUUGGUCGAGACGGAAGCAGCCAUGGAAAGAAUUGUUGUCCAAAUGGGCAACAUAUCACGUUCAGUAAUGCAUAACUCAAGCUCACAGCCAGAAAUCAAGGAGGACACUGCAGACCGGGAAUCACAUAGUAGGGAAAGUGAAGAGUUAGAUGCAGCAGAACAAUCGCCGACAGUUAAAGUUAUGGGUAUGGAAAUGACAGCUAGUUGUGAAAGUGGACAGAAAUGUAGUAGACCUACCACUCCUAUUAUUCCUAUACCAAGUAAUGUUGAAAGAGAAAAAACGCCGCCAAAACCCAUAUAUUUAGAGGGUGCACUUCCGCCACAAUGUGAAUUACUAGUGACUGAUUCAGAAACUCAAGCUGAAAAGUCAGAAGACGACGACGACGCGCCAGUUGUUCUCUCAGGCAAGAUGACUCUCUCCCUCAUCAGUCUCGACCAGAUUCCAGCUGUAAGGAAAUAUUAGAAUUACCAACAGAAUCAAAUGAAUCUGCGGAGCCUUGUUUUAUUUGGAUUCGGAGACUGAAGUUCCAGAUGCAAAGAGAACAAAUGUCAUGAGUAUCGAAGCAGAAAGUAAAAAUGAAUUAGAUAAGUCAAAUAUAAUAUUACAAGACAUAGAAAAAGAAGAGGAAGAAGAUGAAGCAGAGGAUGAAGAAAAUGAAU
Molecule: messenger RNA, 1809 nt
Organism: Pogonomyrmex barbatus (red harvester ant)
Lineage: Eukaryota; Metazoa; Arthropoda; Insecta; Hymenoptera; Formicidae
Gene: RIC-3
Product: RIC3 acetylcholine receptor chaperone
Biological process (GO): protein localization to cell surface; synaptic transmission, cholinergic
Cellular component (GO): intracellular membrane-bounded organelle; neuron projection; neuronal cell body
Source: RefSeq, a predicted model, not a curated record